Zeugodacus cucurbitae (melon fly) is the source of this 5034-nucleotide messenger RNA. RefSeq names its product putative mediator of RNA polymerase II transcription subunit 26. The record is from RefSeq and is a predicted model, not a curated record. Lineage: Eukaryota; Metazoa; Arthropoda; Insecta; Diptera; Tephritidae. The transcript has a single exon. Bases 1 to 1257 code for a protein of 418 amino acids.
AUGACAACAACAAUAAGCAAACAUGACUUACAACUACAACAGCAGUUGCAGCAGCAGCAGCAGCAGCACCAACAACAGCAACAAUUGUUACUACUACAUCAGCCGGAGCAUGCGCAGCAGCCGACGCUACAUGUGCAAUACACAGACCAAACACAACAACAACAAGCAAAUUUACAAAAGCAACAACAUUCUUCACACUUAUUCAAAUCUACAACCAAUAAAAGUUUGUUAAUUAAAAAUACCGUUAGUAGUUUAGUCGAUAACACCACAAAUAUUUACGAUUUAGACGCUGCGACCGCGACGCUGGCGACAGUAACUGCAACUGCUGCAACGCCGUCAGCUAGCAUCACAACAACAACAACAACCACAACAACACGCUUAGAUAGUGCAACCGCAAUUAUACAAAUAGAUUCUCUAAACAACAACACAACUAGUUUAAGUGUCACAACCAACGCCAUCACAACCGCCACCACACCGACCAACAACAACGGCUGCGUGUUGAUACCAACCAGCGAAGCCAGCGAAACGGAACCGAAGACACAAAAGCGUCGCUCACUGCUCAACUUCAAAUCGUUCGAUUUCCAUAUCAAAUCGCUCUAUUCGGGCUUGCGCAACGGCAACAAACACUCCCAGUCGCAAUCCUCAUCACUGGGCGGUUGCGUCGGUGGUGGCAGCAAAAGUGGUGCUAGCGCUGCUGACGGUGACGGUGCCACAGAUAACGCGAAUGGCAGCGGUUUACUGGACGCCGUCACACCGAUUGGCAACCGCGGCGGCACAGCAAUCAAUAAUCGCAUGCCACCAUAUCUCAAAAUCGAAUCGGUCGAUGCUGAGGAGGCGGAGAAUCUACUGCUCGAUUAUCCGCAAUCACCGUACUCGUCGCGUCGCAAUAGCUCCCACGAAGACGACCAUCGUUCCAGUUCGCAGCUGUUACACAUCAAUCGUUACGACAUGUGUUCGCGUUCGCAGGCCAGUUCGCCUUCCCCGUACUACCUGUCGCCGUAUGCCAUCGAUUCGGGCAAUAUACGACGCUCCUCUACGUCGGACAUUAUGUCGUGCAAGCGCAGCGGUACAUCCAGCGCGAGUGAUAGCCGUCGGCCGAGCACGAGCGAUCUGUUGCGGAAGGCGCGUGAACGGCGCGGUAGCGAGGCGCGAAUGGGCCGCAGCGUUUCGCAUAGUGGACUGCCGCGUGGUGGUGGGCCCCGUUUGGGUGCGGGUGGCGGCGGCGGCGGUGGACGGCGUACGAGUAUGGCAUUUUAAAGCCUUACAUUUGGCAAUGCAAUAAUAAAUAGCAGCGUAUGUUAAAAGGUAGUCGAGCAUUUCUAUGCGUUCUCAAGCGCGGUUGACUUUGUCGCGUCAUGUGUACUCUUGAUGCUCUCUACAUCGUUAUGCAAUUAAGUGCUUAUGAAUUUUUAAAAUUUAAUUAGACAAUUUAAAAUUAUCGUAAUACAUAACUAGUCAAGUAUUUAUAAUUAUAAAAUAGCUUAAAUAUUUAUUAAAUAAAAAUUAAAGCUUAAAUUAUCAAAUAAAUUAUGCAAAAAUAAAGAUUAUUGCGAAAAUUUAAUACAAUACAAAUUAAAUAACUUUCAAAAAUAAAAUCUAUAAAAAAGACACACAGUUCAAUCACAAUCGAUGACACUUCAAAUUGUAUGCAAACACUUUUUUCUCACACAUUUCUUCACAAUAGCCAAAUAGCCAAAUUUCUAAAAUAAAAAAUCGCUCACUUUUCACUUUAUUUCUUAGCGAAGACACAUUACGUGUGCAAACCUUUAUGUACAUAUGUAAGUGAUUUUAGGGAGGUUAAAUCGUCGAUAAUAAUCGCUUUUGAUAAAAGAGUUUCAAAAAAUUAAGGCUCUGAGGAUUUGGUUCGUAACUACAUACAAUUUUAAAUGAAAAAACUGGUGAUUUUAGACCAAUUAAAUACUGCUAAUAUUUUUAGGUUAUGUUUCAAAAUUCAAAAUUAAUUUUGAGAAACGAAACCAAAAUAAUUAAGAAAUACAUUUUAUUUCUGUAGUUAAAAAACCAUUGAAUAACCAUUAUUUGGAGUAUUUUUUUUAUUUAUCGACGACCAGUUUAACUCUAAAUAACUUACUUUAGAAGCUAACAUUUAAAAGCAUGAUUCAUAACCUAAAAAAAUAUACAAAUAUUUGUUAUAGCAUUACAAAUAAUAUAUUUUACAAAAUAAAUUCUCGCAGUUUGGUUGGGUUUUACAGUUUCUUCCUAAGAAAAAUUUAAAACACUUAAUUUUGGCUCUGUUAAAAAACUUUAAAAAACCUCAUAUUCUUUCAUAUUCAUUUGUUGUUGUAAACACCAUUUAAUUUCAAAAUGAGUGCAAGGCAAAAUUUGUGGUUUUUAAUUUCUGGAUUGCCUGAAAAGUGGACAUUUAUCUUGGUUUGAUUUUAUUAUAUGGGGAAUGUCUUUUCAAAAGUGCGUAUCUACAUCUUAAUUUUUUUUCACAAAAUAAAAAAACAUUACAAAAGAAAUAUUUACAGACCUACUGAAAAAUAGUAUUUGCUUUUAGAAACUAUGGCAUUACAUAGUUCUAACUAGAGCUACAGUAUUCUUAAAACACAGAAUAUCCCCUUUUGACACGAGACUUUAGUAAUAUCCCCAUUUGUUGUGCACUUUUUGUAAAUGCCUUCUUUAGUUUUGCACUAUGUUGUAAAUAUCCCAAUAAAUAUUCCAUUUCAGUAUUCUGUUAUUCAGGACUGAAGUUUGGAUUAUUAUUAAUAAAUAUUUUUUUAUGCCCCUUCAGUUCAGUUCAUCUAAAUUGUACCAUUCUUCUCCAAACUGUUUCUUGAGUAAAUUUGAAGUCUCUUUUUUCUUGCAUUCUUUCAGCGCCCGUUGUACUACGUGCAUACAAAUCAUCCAAAGUCAAAAGGGGUCGGUUACCCCUUUUUAGUAAUGACAUAGGUUGUUUUGUACCAGAUUCAAAUCUAUAUUCUUUAUAGGCCGCCAAUUUGACAGUGGUUGAAACACGAACCAGUUCUCUCUCUUCAAAGCUUUUUAUAUCUUUCAGAAUCCAGUAUUGUUCUAAUACUUUUAAUUGACCAUAUUGCUUGAAAAUAUCAUAAUACACCUUUUAUGUUAUGAAAAGAACAAAGCUAUGUUUUUAUGGAUAAAAAUAUCCCGUUUUGAAAAGACGCUAACAUUUAAAGCAUUUUUACUUAGAAACUAUCUGGUUCAGAUCAUUAUCCAAGCGGCAAAAUUAUGUAUAUUAGCACUUAGAACAAGACUGCUUACUUAGUUUAAAAAAGAAUAAACAUGUAAGUAUAUGUAGUCUUUUGAAAAGACACUUCUCACAUAUUGAAAUGUUUUUGAAUCCUACUUGCAACGUAAUGUUUUUUUAUAUGACAAUUCGUUAAGGGAAUCAGAAUCAGGGUUGUGCAUAUGGGCUUAUUUGAAAUAAUUAACGAACUAGCUUUUACCCGCGACUUCGUCCGGAACAUGAUAGAGCAAAACUCCCAGCAAAAACCAUAAAAAAUCACUAACUCAAUUCAGUUUUCUGCCUACUUCCUAUCCCCUAAGUACGAUGACGUGAUCAUUUUGAUCUUAUAUCCGUUUUUAGGUAUCCAUCUAUUACCUUACUAAAUUUCAUCAAAAUCCGUUCAGGCGUUUAGACGUGAAAAAGCAAAAGUCCCAACAAAAACGACUAAAAAUCACUAACUCAAUUUAGUUAUCUGUCUAUUGCCAACUCACUAAGAACGAUGGCGUGAUUAUUUAUAGCCUAUGACCAUUUCUAGGUUAUCAUCUAUCACCAUACCAAAUUUCAUCAAAAUCCGUUCAGCCGUUUAGGCGUGAAAGAGUAACAGACAGACAGAGUUACUUUCGCAUUUAUAAUAUUAAAAUAUGGAUUGUGGAUAUAGAUUUUUUACCCAUUCAAAUAAAUAUUUUUAAAGUCUGCAAGAGAGAAAUUUUAUUAAUUUUUCAUUACUCCAGAAAAAGUCUUCUAAUUAAUCUCUUAAGUUGGGUGUUAUUUAGUAAUCAAAUAAUUGUACUAUUUUGCAAGAACCUUGAACAAGUUUUUAUAAGGCUUCAAUUUGGAAAUUUAUGUAGUUCUUGAGCUUCCUGUAAGUCGCUUGAAAUGUUUUUACGGAGCACUUAAUAUAUUUUAUUUCCAUCGAGUCUGGAUUAGCUCUCAUUUUAUUAAGGAAUUUAUGUAUUAUUCAUUUAAAACAAGUUUAUGUUGGAUUCCUAUCAACAUACAUUUAUAACUGCUUUGAAGACAAUAUAAAAAUAAAUAUUACUAAAUAGCAGCUACAACCGUUUGCGUAAAAAUUGCUCAUAAUAUGGAAAUAAAACAUGGAUGCUUACAACUAAAUACUUAUUGAAACAUAUUAAACAAACAGAAAAAUUAAUUUUUAAAACAAAAUAGCAUAACUAAAAAUACACGCUAAUGAAACCAAGCCAAAUUUUUACUUAAUAAUAAAUAAUUAAAAAAUACUAAUAAUAAUAUAACCCAAUGCAUUUUCAGUUACAGUGAGCAUUUUGAGAAUUUUGGUACCGCAUACAUACAUAUGUAUGUAGAUAGCAAAGUAACAUACUAUUUUACAUUCUAACCUCACUUUUAACACUUUCAUCUCUCUUUUGAACAAUUAAACAUGUACUGCGGAUAAAAAGAAAAUGAAUUAAUCAAUUUACAGCAUCACCUUGAACAAAUCACAAUUUCAAGACUUUAUAAGUGAACAUUCUUAGUUCCAUGAACAAUAUAAAUUAUAAAUAAAAUUAGCAAAAAUAACUAAAUGCAAAUUAGUAAACUUGAAAAAAGUUGUGACGCCAUCAAAAGUAAAGUAAUUUGUACAUACAUAAGUAUAAAAGUGCGAGUAGAUAACUAAUUUAUAUUAUAUAACAUAAAGCAUUUCAAUAGCAUUAAAACAUACACAUACAAUGUGACGGCAUAAAAUUUAAGAGCAAAUUAUUUUUUUCAUUCAAAUUGUUAACACUAAAAUGAUUGCAAAACCAAUAAGCACAUUAAAUAAUGCUUAAAAAAUUAACAAAUUAAAUUAAAGUAAAAGAAAAACAAAUAUACUCGUAUAA